AUGCUAUCUACCUCUCCUACCCAGCCGGCCGACUCGGUCCGGGCACCUCCUCGUACUGGACUCCAGUCAUCAGCAGCGAGCGGAUUGCUGCAAAGUCUCUCUGCCACUGUUACUCCCGAAGCCCCCAAUUUGAAAAACCUCCGGCUCCGCGACAGGUCCCUGACUUCCCGAGGAUCAAGAAAGCGUCCGGCCAGCGUUUCAGACCAAGGAAAUCCCCCCUUUUGCCAUGAGGUCUUCAUGCGGACAAGGCCCAAGCCUACCCAUUACACCCCAGACCUUCAUGCAGUUCGCGUACAUCAUGGCACCCACCCAGCUUAUGAUUUUGAUCCCACAGUGGUAGCAUUGUCCAGCAGGACCUCUCCUGCCCCAGUGGACUCUCCAGCGCCAGUCAACACCCUGUCCCUUCAACCAAAGACCCGGCGAAUCACUGAGGAGCAACUCAUCAAUGAAGUUCACGGAAUCUAUGCUGGCCUUGUCCUUGUGGAAAAGAAAUGCGUUGAGAUUGAUCAACAACAGGUCAAAAACAAGGGAAAUUUGAAUACUGAGCAAUGGCAGGCUCUUAUUGGUCUUCACAGAGCCUUGCUUCACGAGCAUCACGACUUUUUUCUGGCCUCACAGCAUCCCUCUGCCAGCCCGGCACUUCAAAGAUUAGCCAGCAAGUAUGCUAUGCCAGCCAGGAUGUGGACCCAUGGAAUUCAUUCUUUCUUGAAGUUCUUGAGACACAGACUCCCUGCUUCGCUGGACUACAUGCUGGCAUUCAUAUAUACUGCCUAUUCAAUGAUGACCCUACUGCUUGAGAGCGUUCCUAGCUUUGAGAAUACCUGGAUUGAAUGUCUUGGAGAUCUUGGCAGAUACAGAAUGGCACUUGAGGAAGUGAACCUGCAGGAUAGAGAGGUUUGA
This is a messenger RNA of Blastomyces gilchristii SLH14081, 900 nucleotides long. RefSeq lists its product as uncharacterized. The record is from RefSeq and is a predicted model, not a curated record. The coding region runs from base 1 to 900 and encodes 299 amino acids. Gene Ontology annotation, molecular function: protein binding. The transcript is spliced from 2 exons. Lineage: Eukaryota; Fungi; Ascomycota; Eurotiomycetes; Onygenales; Ajellomycetaceae.